Monoraphidium neglectum is the source of this 1269-nucleotide messenger RNA. RefSeq lists its product as hypothetical. The transcript has 3 exons. Gene Ontology annotation, molecular function: protein serine/threonine phosphatase activity. Gene Ontology annotation, biological process: protein dephosphorylation. Lineage: Eukaryota; Viridiplantae; Chlorophyta; Chlorophyceae; Sphaeropleales; Selenastraceae. The record is from RefSeq and is a predicted model, not a curated record. Bases 1 to 1269 code for a protein of 422 amino acids.
AUGCGGGCUGACGCUGAGUGCAAGCGCCGCUUCCGGAAGAGCGGCACCACCGCCACGCUGGCCGUGGCCUGCGGCUGGGAGCUUGUUGUGGCGUCUGUGGGGGACAGCUGCGCCUACCUGGACACGGGCCGUGAGAUCCUGCUCGUGUCGGCCAACCACCGCAUCGACGAAAACGCGGACGAGCGCGCGCGCAUCCUUGCGGCAGGCGGGGAGAUCGCGCCGUCCAGCGUGGAGGGCGUCCCCGCGGGCCCCCAGCGCGUGUGGCCGGGCGGCCUGGCCAUGAGCCGCAGCAUCGGCGACCGCGAGGCCGGGGACCUGGUGCCCGCGGCCCCAGAGGUCCGCCAGAUCACGCUGCCCACCAGCGGCGCGCGCCUCGUCAUCGCCAGCGACGGCGUGUGGGACCAGGGUCUCAGCGCCAAGAGCGUCGUCGGCGCCGUGCGGCGCGACAACGCGGCGGCGGCGGCGCACAAGAUUGCCAUGAGCGCGCUCAAGCGCAAGGGCCUGCGCGAUGACAUCACUGUGAUCGUCGUGGACUUCCUGCCGGCAGGCAGCGCGCCGGACGCAAAGUGGGCGCCCGGCGGCGGCGCGUCGUCGGAGGUGCGCGUGCAGCACUACCGGCCGCUGGAGACAGCCUCCACCAGCUGGCGGGGCCACCUCGCCGCGCGGCGCGCGGAGGCCGUCGAGCUCGUGCGCGCUGCACAGCGUGCGGCGCAGAGCGACGAGGCGCACCCGCAGGCGUCGCCCGAGGGCACAGAGGCAACCGCCGCCGCUGCUGACGGCGCUGCAGACUCGGCGGCGGCCGACGCCGGCGGCGCUGGUUCUUACCACGACCUCGCGUGCCUGGUGGUGGACGUGUCUGACCCGGCCGCGCUGCUGUCAGAGGUGCAACGCCAGGACAGGGAGGAGGAGGAGGAGCGCCAGCGGCAGGCCGCGGCCGCCGCGGCCGACGAGUGGACCGAGGUGGGGGCCGGCAAGUCGCGCGUCAACGUGGAGGCCGAGCUGCGCGCGGCCGCCAAGCGCGGCGGCGGCAGGGGCGCGCGGGGCCGCGGCUCAGCGGCCGGCGCUCGCCCCUCCGGCCGGUUUGGGGGCCGCGGUGGGCGCGGCCCGCGGCGCGACGAGGACGGCGCUGCUGCCAGCUCCUCUGCUGGAGCGGAGCCUGAGCAGCAGCAGGAGGGACUGGCGGCGGCACCCGAGCAGCAGCAGGGUGUACCGCUCAGCGCGGCGGUGUCGCCCGACGGCGCGCAGCAACCGCACCCCCAGAGUGGCUGA